Dendrobium catenatum is the source of this 2353-nucleotide messenger RNA. RefSeq names its product scarecrow-like protein 21. NCBI's taxonomy places the organism in Eukaryota, Viridiplantae, Streptophyta, Magnoliopsida, Asparagales, Orchidaceae. Gene Ontology annotation, cellular component: nucleus. Gene Ontology annotation, biological process: regulation of DNA-templated transcription. The record is from RefSeq and is a predicted model, not a curated record. The coding region runs from base 492 to 2078 and encodes 528 amino acids. Gene Ontology annotation, molecular function: DNA-binding transcription factor activity; sequence-specific DNA binding. The transcript has 3 exons.
UCUCUCUCUCUCUCUCUCUCUCUCUCUCUCCUCUCUCUUCUCUCUUCUCUCUUCUCUCUUAGUGUUUGAUUGAAUUCAAAGCUGUAGCCUGAGAAUCAACUGAAGGUCUACUGGCAAAAGAAAUCAAUCAAAUCUUGUAACUUUUUUUUCUUCCGUAAGCACUGCCACUCUCCCUAGUAUGCUAUUUUGUUCCUCGGAAGCUGCGUCAUGAUCGGCUCUAAUAUAUUCCACAGCUCCUUGGUAUAGAAGUUGCACGGCAAAAGCAAGUGGGGAGUGACAAACCUUACAUGAAGAAAUUGCAAUUUUGCUUAUCUUUUGAGAUAAUCACUUUCCAAAAACCAAUUUUUCCACCGGAAAAAGUUUUCCUUCAAUAACAAAGUCAACGUUAAUUUUUGAAGAGAAGGUGUUGGUCUGACACAACAUUUACAGUUCUGAUAAUUGAAGAGUUAACAUUUUAUUCUGUUAAUGGUUUGCGUUGUCUUGAGUUUGUCAUGUUAGUUAAUUUUACACCAAUGCAAGCUUCAGAUAAUCGCCGAAAUUCUGGUAAGUCCCAGCAAUCACAUUCUCUUCAAAACUCCAUGCAUUUGAGAGAGUCAGGUCCCAAUUAUCUACCUCAGAACUUCAAAUCUUCACGUCAUGGAUCUCAGAUGAGAAAAAUUUCUCCUCAGUCGAGUAAUGUGCAGUAUUGCACUCUUGAAUCCUCUUCAGCAGUUGCCACUUACACUUACAGCUCGCCUUCAACAGCCAGUUUCUCAUCAGCCAGUGAUAGCCAAGGAUCUCAUCAAGAUUGCCAUUCAGAUACCGCUUCUGAAUCUCCUAUCAGUGCUUCCUGUGUAACUGAAGAUCUGAAUGAUCUGAAGGGUAAGUUAAAAGAAUUAGAAAGCGUUAUGCUUGGGCCUGAACUUGAUGCAGUAGACAGCUUUGAUACUUUUGAGCUACUAAUGGAGCUUCCAAGUGGAGAUCUCAGGCAUGUACUAACUGCUUGUGCACGAGCUGUGAGUGAAAGUAAUUUCGCAGCGGCUGAAUGGCUGAUUACAGAGCUAAGGCAAAUGGUUUCGGUCUCAGGGGAACCGAUCGAACGACUAGGAGCAUACCUGCUCGAAGGACUUGUUGCGCGCCUUUCUUCCUCAGGCAGCUCAAUCUACAAAGCUUUGAAGUGUAAAGAACCAGCUAGCUCAGAUCUUAUGUCUUAUAUGCAUAUUCUAUAUGAGGUCUGCCCUUACUUCAAAUUUGGUUACAUGUCUGCUAAUGGAGCCAUUGCUGAAGCUCUCAAGAAUGAGGACAGGGUUCACAUUAUCGACUUCCAGAUCGCCCAGGGAAGCCAGUGGGUGACUCUCAUUCAAGCGCUGGCCGCAAGGCCCGGUGGACCGCCUCAUGUGAGAAUAACCGGCAUUGAUGACUCUUUCAAUGCUUAUGCACGCGGCGGGGGCUUGCAUAUUGUGGGGCAAAGGUUAUCCCGGUUGGCAGAAUCAUGCAAGGUGCCAUUUGAGUUUCACCCUGCACUAAUGUCAGGAUGCGAGGUUGAAGUCGAAAAUCUUGGCGUCCGGCCGGGGGAGGCAUUGGCUGUGAACUUGGCUUUCCAGCUUCAUCACAUACCUGAUGAGAGUGUGAGCACAACAAACCACCGUGACAGGAUCCUGAGGUUGGUGAAGAGUCUUACACCGAAGGUCGUGACUCUUGUCGAGCAAGAAUCUAACACGAAUACUGCGGCUUUCUUCCCUCGAUUCAUGGAGACUCUGGAUCAUUACACAGCAAUAUUUGAAUCAAUCGAUGUAACUCUCCCACGAGACAACAAGGAGAGGAUUAAUGUUGAACAGCACUGUCUUGCAAGAGACAUUGUUAAUAUAAUCGCUUGCGAAGGGAUUGAAAGGGUCGAGCGGCACGAGGUUCAUGGAAAAUGGAAAUCAAGGUUUAAAAUGGCAGGCUUCACACCAUAUCCCCUGAGUUCAUUGGUGAAUGCUACAAUCAAAUCCUUGCUGGAGAACUACUGUGAUAAAUAUAGGCUUGAAGAGAUUGAUGGAGCUCUUUAUCUUGGAUGGAUGAAUAGAGCUUUGGUUGUUUCCUCUGCCUGGAGAUGAUGAAGGUUAGACUAAUCAGAUUGUGAUCCUUUAUAGCACUCUAUUUUUCUUUUGUUCUCAAUCAAGUUGUAACUUGUUAGUUCUAGAACCCAACUCAUCAAACUCUACAUUCAACACAGGAAGAGGUGAAAAGACUUUUUUGUUCUGGAGUUCUUUUGUUACCGUUAGUGUUGUUAUUGUUGUGUUGUUGUGUUAUAUUGUACUAAAUAAACUCUUUUUCUCUUGUAGUAAUGACUGAGUUGAGUUUUUCCCACAAAUCAGAAUUGCGAUUACUA